UAGUUAAAUCUUGUGAACCUCAAGUUUUUAUUUUAGCCAAAUUGGGUUUCUCCAAACCUCAACCACUAUUAAAUUAGUGGGUUUUGAGGAUCUUCACCGCCGCUCAACACAAAUAACAGAAUUGUUUACCAAACACAGAGGCGAGGGGGAUACCUGCUUGUUCUUAGGGUUUAUUGACCCAAAAUUUCUACCAAGUCUCUUAGAUUUUUCUCUUCUUUUGUUCUAUCAGUUGUUUACGGGUCAAUCUUACUGUUAAUGGACGACACAGAUAAUAUAGAAAUGGCAGAAUCUGAGAAAGAGAGAAUCCAUGAAACAGAGGAGGAGGAGGAGAAAGGCGAAGAGGAUGGGAACAUUCAUUUUCUUCCUUUUCUUCGAGACCUUAACCUCCUAAUUACUUUGCUGUCCUUAAUCAGCGAAGACACUUGUUCAACAUCACAGGAGGAAGAACAGAGGAAAGUGACUGCAGAUGAUAUACCAAGAAUUCACAACAAGAGUCAUAUUAGUAGGCAUCAAGAAUUACAGCAACCGCAACGAAAACCGCGUUUCCAGACAACUAUAAAGGAUUUCAGGCAUGGCAAAAGAAUGUAAAAGGAGGAGCUUUUCCUUUUCUUUUUCCCUUUCCCUUUGUUUGGGAAGUUGAAGACUUGAAGUUGAGAGACAGAGAUUCGAACCAUGAGCAUGACAUUGUUCUCUGUGAUUUUAACCACUUGGGAUAGGGGAUAAUACUUGAGUCUUCCAAAAGUGACCGCAAAAUACUCUUAUUUAAUAUGGAGUGUUGGAUGUGAAAUGAGUCCUACAUGUAUAUUUUUAAUUAAUGACUAUUUUAAUGUCAUAUAAAUUUAGAGAUCUUUUGGGGUCACAAAAUAUGGGGAUGCGACAUUCUCCUGGGAUAGGGAAUCCGUUUCUUUUUUGUUUCUUUA
Tripterygium wilfordii is the source of this 920-nucleotide messenger RNA. RefSeq lists its product as uncharacterized. Lineage: Eukaryota; Viridiplantae; Streptophyta; Magnoliopsida; Celastrales; Celastraceae. The transcript is spliced from 2 exons. The record is from RefSeq and is a predicted model, not a curated record. Bases 256 to 588 code for a protein of 110 amino acids.